AUGCAAGGCAAUGGCUGGAAGACGAAGAAGGAGGUGAGCGUUCAUCGUCUGUUGCAAGCAAGCAUUGCUUUAAGUGUCGGCGCAACGGAAGCUGGCAAAGUGGCGUGGUCACGCUGGCUCAACGAUGGUUUCGGUUACUGGUGGGUGAGCUCCAGCGGUUUCUCUUUCUUCCACAACGACGGUGGACGUGGGCAGAUCAUCGAAGCGCUGCUUUCUUUGACGCUGGCUUUACUGUUCAUAGACCUUGCCAUGGAGUGCUGCUUUCGCUUUUUUGGGCGUCAAUGUGCCAAGUGGUUGCAUACUGGAGUGGCAAUGGUCCUAUGUAUGCUGGGCACAGCAGACCUAGCGCUGAAUGUUGGCGCUGGGGGUGCAAGGGUCUCUUUGCCGCUGGUCCUCUUUGCGGUGACUGAGUUUGGGUAUGUAUUUCGGAUGGUUCUGCCCUGGCUCCACUUUGUGCUUGCAAGCUUCGCGCUGGUAGUGCUGUUGGUUGCUCUUCUGCUGCCUCUCCUGUUGCGGUUGACCCGGGCCGUGGCUUCGGAGAGCCGCGCGCCCUGGGUGUGCAAGCUGGCUCUCGGCGCAUAUUGUGGUGGCACUCUGUGGCUGUGCCGCUCUGCUUCGGAGGGUGUAGGGGCUGAUCUUCUCAGCCAGCUGAGUAGUGAUGCAUUGGCCAUGUUAAUCGGGACCCUCUUACCAGUCGACUCGCGGGAGGUGCUUGCUGCCCACAGUACUACUUCGCUUGGUGCCGUGGACUUCUAUCCCCCCAUUCUGCUGUUUCACUGGGAAGCCGGUGCUGACAUCCUCCUGGAUCGCACAAACGCAACUGCAACGCCGUUCCUUCGAAGCCUGCUGCAGAGGCCGGACGUUUUUUCUGGAAGUGCCAUCGCGGGUGUCCCUGUGACACUGAAGACGGCUUGGGAGGUUCUGUGUGGGCUGCCGGCGGCUUCGGCAGCAGAUUUUCGUGAGCAAGGCUCAGGCCUAAGGCAAGAGUGCCUUCCCAGAGCGCUGAAGCGCUGCUGCGGCUAUCGAACCGUUCUCGCCAAGAUGGAUACGGAAUUGCCAGACUUGCCUCGACGUGUUUUCGGCUUCGAGGAGACGAUUGUGGCGGAAGAUGUUGUGUCGCUUCUCGAGAAGCUUCGACAGCUGCUAGCUUCGUGGGGCGCAUUGAAUGCAAGCUCGCCGGCUUUUGUUUAUUUCUAUGGCGGAGAUGCGCACCCACCAUAUUAUGCAGAUCGAGUAGAAAGUGUGGAAAGAGGCUUUGCAAAGGAGGAGCCUCUGGACGUUUUCUUAGCUCUGAAUCGCAGGACCGAUGCUGUCGCACAGCAGCUGGCAGAAUUCUGGCCGCCUCCAGGCAAGACUGACUGCUGGCAAAAAGAAAACGGAGUAGCAUUUAUUUAUGGAGACCAUGGUGAGCAACUGAGUGGUGCUGACCCACCGCCGCAUGGAAACUUGGUUUCACCGGACGUGUCGCGGACCAUGAUGGCCUUCGAAGCCAGAGCAUUUGCUUCCAAAGCAGCCUCAGCAGCCUUGCCGCACUUCCCGCAGCUCUUCCGCAUGGCAGACGUCUAUGCAACCAUUGCCGAACUGGUCGGCCUGAAGCUAAACGGCAAGCUAUUUCUCGGGACGAGCCUGCUGGAGGCCUUUCCUCAACAACGCAGGAUGCGCAAUUUAUCGAGUCGCUUCGGUGUUGCAUCUUUUUCCUUCUACCGGCCAGGAGACCUUGCAGCUGUGCACUUCCAAGCUUCGGAUGGCAAGAUGUGCUCGGCUGAGUUCCAUCGCGGCUCCAUUGGGUGGAGGUUGUUCAGGGCAGAGUCUUUGCAAAACUUCUUCGGAAGCGGGAAAAGCAUCUCCUCUGUUCAGGUGGAUCCAAGCAGCACUUGCUUCAAAGAAUCCAUGGCUUCGUUGGACUGGGCUUUGAAACAGCGGCGAGCACUGAAUACCCUGCUGACUGAGUCAAAUGUGCAUGCAGCAUGGCUGGUUGCUUCUGUCAGGGCUGCAGCAGCCCGUGCAAAAGCACUUGCAAAGUGGCUUCUGAAAAGGAUGAUGCGGCCGUUCCUGCCCCCACCAGCCUACAACGGGACAUCCAGCUGCUCUGUUCUAAACAACAGCAUCUGCGAGUCCUAG
This is a messenger RNA of Symbiodinium pilosum, 2121 nucleotides long. Lineage: Eukaryota; Dinophyceae; Suessiales; Symbiodiniaceae. The record is from the annotation of a GenBank genome assembly.